This is a messenger RNA of Styela clava, 4384 nucleotides long. RefSeq names its product phosphatidylinositol 4,5-bisphosphate 3-kinase catalytic subunit alpha isoform-like. Lineage: Eukaryota; Metazoa; Chordata; Ascidiacea; Stolidobranchia; Styelidae. Gene Ontology annotation, cellular component: cytoplasm; phosphatidylinositol 3-kinase complex; plasma membrane. Gene Ontology annotation, biological process: phosphatidylinositol-3-phosphate biosynthetic process; phosphatidylinositol 3-kinase/protein kinase B signal transduction; cell migration. Gene Ontology annotation, molecular function: 1-phosphatidylinositol-4-phosphate 3-kinase activity; 1-phosphatidylinositol-3-kinase activity. The record is from RefSeq and is a predicted model, not a curated record.
UAUUCCCCAAACACCCCAGAACAUGGCUCCAUCAAGUGGAUAUUCAUCUGCUUCAGGGGAGUUGUGGGGCUUACCCUUGAUGCCAAGUAAAAUUGUAAUGGAUAUGCUUUUACCAAAUGGGAUCUACCUAACUCUGGAGGCUGCAAGGGAGUCAACAUUACUGGAUCUAAAAGAUGAUGUCUGGGCACAGGCACGACAAUAUCCUUUGUAUGAAUCUUUAAUGGAACCUGCUUCUUAUAUUUUUGUCGGAAUCACACAAGAUGCAGAAUGUGAAGAGUUCUAUAACGAAAAAAGACGUUUGUGUGAUCUUCAUCUAUUCCAACCUAUUUUACGCCUCGUUGAAGCAGAAGGUAACGUCAAAGAAAAGAUAUUGAAACAUGAGAUACGACAAGCGAUUGGUAUGUCUACAGAUGAAUUUGAUCGUAUCAAAUGUCAAGAAGUUGAUGACUUUCGCAGAGACAUGUCAGUGCAUUGUAAGAAUGUAAUUGAAAAUAGAAGAGACAGUUCAGAUGAUUGUGCUCUGAUCAAAUACAGAUAUCCUCCUGCUGUUGAGUCUUCGCCUACCUUGCCUCUACACACCAAAAAUAAACUUUUGAGACAGAAAUUGGUGGUUAUACGAAUAUGGGACAAAGAUGAUGAAAGGCAAGUUAAAUAUUCAGUCAGGGUUCCGUACAAUGCCACACCAGCUGAUGUUCUUAUGGAAGUUGUAAAGAAAAGUGUCCGUAAUUGUAAAGAUACCUAUCCUCCUGAAACCCGGUCCUUGUCCACUAAAGAGCUUGAAAGCAUUUAUGUGUUAAAAGUAUGUGGUGUGAAUGAGUUCAUUAUUGGUAGCUAUCCAAUAUGUCAAUACAAAUAUAUUCGCCAGUGUGUGAAUAGAUCCGAGUAUCCUGAUUUGACUGUUCGACUUACAAAGGACAUUGUUAGAGACAUUGACCCUGGACUUUUUUAUUUACAACCACAAAUAGCGAAGUGUAAAAUUACAACUCCUAAUGAUUCAUCAAAAUUUAUUUGCAGUGAUACGUCAUUUCGAAUACGUGUUUUGUCUGCCGCUUAUGUGAACACGAAAGAACAAGAUCGUACUUUCGUGUUUUUAAACUUAUAUCAUGGCAAUACACCGCUUUGUCAUUCUCAGAAAACGCAGGCAAUGGCGUGCCCACCAAAAUGGAAUGAAACUCUUGAAUGCGAUAUAUCUUUACGAGAUAUGCCUCGAAGUACCAAACUGUGCAUGGCUAUUUGUGUUCUAAAGCGCAAGAGAGAUGAAUGUUGGCCACUGGCUUGGGCGAACAUUCCCAUAUAUGAUUAUAGAGGAUGUCACUUGCAAGGCAGACAUACGGUACAUCUGUGGUCUACUUCUCAUUUGACUGAAGACUUACUCAAUCCACUUGGAGUAUCAGGACCAAAUCCAUGCAAAGAUUCUCCAAGUUUAGAAUUGGAGUUUUGUGACCUUGGACCGGAAGUUCGAUUUCCACUUGAAUCACAGAUUGUUGACAAUUGUCUGAGAUCUUCUGGUGAUGGGGCUGAAGGUUCAGAUUAUUUUAAAUUUGAUAUGAUGGAUAUUAACUCUCAUGUAGAUGAAGAAUCAGUGCUUCAAAUCAAAGAUAUCGUUAGUCGUGAUCCUUUGUAUGAACUGUCUGAUAAUGAGAAAGACUUGAUGUGGAACAAUCGUAAAGCAUGUAUGCAAAUACCAGAAUCUUUACCCAAACUUUUACAAUCUGUCAAAUGGGAGAAUAGGAAUGAGGUUUCACAAAUAUAUAUGUUGCUCAAGCAUUGGCAACUACUGCCUCCAGAGAUUGCACUAGAGUUGCUUGAUAGUAAAUAUCCUGAUCCGAAUGUACGAACAUUUUCAACCAAAUGCCUCCAGCAAACUUUGAGCAAUGAUGAUUUGCUGAAAUAUUUGUUACAGUUAGUCACAGCCCUGAAAUUUGAACCUUACCUCAACAAUGCUUUGGUUAAAUUUUUACUCUCAAAAGCCAUAUUGAAUUUACAUGUUGGACAUUACCUGUUUUGGCACCUAAAAGCAGAAAUGCACAACAGCAAAAUAGCAUUAAAAUUUGGUUUAAUUUUAGAGACAUUUUGCAGAGCAUGUGGGUCAUAUCUUACUGAGAUUAUGAGACAGACCGAGAUGCUUGAAAAGCUUAUUAAUUUAAACACCAUCAUGAAGAAUGAAGACACGGUUUCAUGUAAAGUUUUCAGAGAUCAUCUGAAUAAAACAGAUUUUCGUGAAAUAUUCCAACACAACACCAACCCAUUAAAUCCUUCCCAGCAAUUAGGUGCAUUAGUAACAGAACAAUCAGAAGUGAAAACUUCUGCUAAAAGACCAUUCAUUUUGAAAUGGUAUAAUGAAGAUUCACUUGCAACUUUUUUCCAACCAAUGUGGGGAAUUUUGUUUAAAAAUGGCGAUGACCUACGGCAAGACAUGUUAACGUUACAAAUCCUCAAAGUGAUGGAUGAUAUAUGGCAGCAAGACGGCCUCGAUAUGUGCAUCACCCCAUAUAAAUGUAUAUCGAUGGGAUUUGAAGUAGGGAUUGAAAUUAUACCUGAUUCUGAAACAGUUAUGAGCAUUCAGAAAAAGGGAGGUGUAGUAGGUUCUUUGCAACUGAAGUCUGGAAUGCUACAUCAGUGGUUAAAAGACAAUAACGUUGGUGAUCUUCAGUAUGAAAAAGCUGUGAAAAAUUUUACAUAUUCGUUUGCUGGAUACUGUGUUGCAACUUUUAUACUUGGUAUAGGAGAUCGACAUAAUGAUAACAUUAUGGUCAAGAAAAACGGACAACUUUUUCACAUUGAUUUUGGACAUUUUCUUAACCACAAAAAGAAAAAAUAUGGAAUUAAACGCGAGAGAGUCCCGUUUGUUUUGACAGAUGACUUUUUGAAAGUAAUCUGUAAAGGUGCUAAUGAUAUCACAAAAACAGAAGAAUAUGCAGAUUUUCAGGACUUGUGUUGCAGAGCAUAUUUAUCUAUUCGACAUAGAUCACAACUAGUCCUCAACCUCCUAUCUAUGAAUGGAGCUGAAAUUCCAGAGCUUUCUUCACUCGAAGACUUAGAAUAUGUCAGGAGUUCUUUGGCAGUUCAAACCUCUGAAUCGGAUGCAUUGAGACAUUUCAGAGAUUGCAUGAGUACUGCUCAUAGUGGACGUUGGACUACAAGAGUUGAUUGGGUUUGUCAUGCAGUUAGUCAAGGUGUUUUUAAGAACUGAAAUCUCUUGUUGCUUGCAAACAAGGCUUCCGACACACAGCUGUCCAGGAGAUUUAUCUACAGUUAUAGGAGAUGUUUUUCAGGCAUCCUUUUUUGGUUUUCACAGAUUGACUUGGUAUGGUUAAUGUUAUGGUACCAAAAUGAUGACUUCAAAGGAGCAAUAAUUCAUUUGUAGAAUUGAUUGGAAAAAGGUUUGGAAAUAUAUGAACGGUACAUAAGGAUUGGGCAUGAUAUGAAGCUUAGCUUUUUUACCAGAAUUGACCCACAGCGCCAACUUAUUUUUUAUCACUAGGAUUGCUAACUGGGUUCUGAGUAGUAUUUGUAAAUGUUGAAUGUUUAAUUCUUAAUAAUGGUUUCAAAUAAUUGCAUUUUAACGUUUAUUUUAUAUUUGCUUUGUAUAUCAAGUUUUUACAUUCUAUAUUUUAUUUUCGUGGUAUUUGCAGAGACGCAGUGAUGACUGUUGCUUUGCCUUCGGUGUUACUUUUUUGUGUUCAGAUUAUGGUUGCACUUGUUUUACCACGGUUCAUUGCUUCUACCUGCAGAUGUAGUGUUAUAGAUUGUGCCAUCUCACCUGAUUUUAGAUAUCUUACUUUCCAUUUGAAGUAUUCAACAGCCUGGGUGCUUUAUGUUAUGAAUACUUAGUACAAAUGUGUUACUUUUGCAGUUGCAGUGCCAUCCAGCAUUAUGAUGGAUAAACAAGGUAGCUAUUUUUUUAUUCAGUGACCAAGGUGCCCUCAGGUUUUAUUCUGUGCCUUAUAUUUAUUUUUUUUACGAAGCAAAUAUUAGUACUAUUUAAAAGUGAUAAUAAAGGUUUAUUAUUUCUUGGGUUGUUAACACCAUGUAAAACACCAUUCGGAUAAUACAAACAGGAAGAAGAUAAUGUGGUGAACUACUGACUGAAAAAAAUGCGCUUUUUGAAAAAAAUAAAUCAAAUGUUAUGUAGAAACGACUCUGCUUUUUCAAUUGAAAUGAGUAUCUUAUUUUUUCAACACUACUCUCUAUUAUGUAAAGGCUGUAUCUGUUAGUAAUUGGCUGACUGAUCUUGAGAUAGUUUUUCAUCGUUGGAACAAUUUUUUAGAUGUAUAUGUGCACACUUGUUUGUUAGAAGUUGCAUAUGAACUAAUUGUUUUAUGGAUCCUACUUGGUUCCCAGCAUGGAAAAUCCUCUUUACAAAAGACGAUUACUGAUUUGU